This is a messenger RNA of Olea europaea var. sylvestris, 1972 nucleotides long. RefSeq names its product probable serine/threonine-protein kinase At1g01540. Gene Ontology annotation, biological process: protein phosphorylation. Lineage: Eukaryota; Viridiplantae; Streptophyta; Magnoliopsida; Lamiales; Oleaceae. The transcript is spliced from 8 exons. Gene Ontology annotation, molecular function: ATP binding; protein kinase activity. The record is from RefSeq and is a predicted model, not a curated record. Bases 324 to 1697 code for a protein of 457 amino acids.
ACAGUGGAGCAGACAGGCACACUAGAUUCUUUUUCUCUCUACUCUCUCUCUUCAUCAACUCUAUUUUCCGCCCAGCGGUGGACUCGCCGGAAUUCCAUUUUCCGGCCAAAACCAUUCCAUCUAAUCCAAUAAUCAUUCGAUCUCUUAUAAACAUUUACAGGAACAAUUUACACUACUCAAUGCCAAUUUCUCUUUGCAUGGCACGGUGUUUUUCCCUAAUCCUGCUUAUUUUCACGAUUCACAAAGUUACGCGCACAUAGAACUCGAACAGUCACUCACAAGUUCGCACAUACAAUAUACACUUCUAUAUAUACAGUGUGAAGAUGACAGUGUACGAUGCGACGUUUGUGAACAGAGAACUCUCUAAGAGGACAUCGAUCUUCGGGUUGCAUCUAUGGGCGGUCAUUGGAAUAGUCGUCGGAGCUGUUAUAGUCCUCAUCCUUUUUCUUUUUUCACUUUGCAUUACCGCCUCUCGCCGCCGCAGCAGCAAGCACAAACUCUACCGCCCAGCGAAGCUCUCCGGCGCCAAAGAGCACACCCCCGUCAUCUCCAAAGAAAUCCAGGAGAUCGUCCAUGACGCGGCCCCUGAUCAUCGCCCCAUCGUCCCUCAGGCUUUGCCGGAGAUACAGAUAGAUAUGGGGAAGGUGGAGCAUAGGGUAGUGUUUUCUGAUAGGGGUGCAUCGAGCGGCGAGAGUCGGGCCACAAGUGGGGCUGACACCGGGUCAUUUGGUGGUAGUGGGGCAUUACCAGAGGUGUCACAUUUGGGGUGGGGAAGGUGGUAUACUUUGAGAGAGCUUGAGGCAGCUACGAAUUGUUUAGCUGAUGAGAAUGUGAUUGGUGAAGGUGGGUAUGGUAUUGUGUAUUAUGGUGUAUUGGCUGACAACACCAAGGUCGCCAUAAAGAAUUUGUUAAACAACAGGGGCCAAGCUGAGAAAGAGUUUAAGGUGGAGGUUGAAGCUAUCGGACGUGUCAGACACAAGAAUCUUGUGCGGUUGCUAGGUUACUGCGUUGAAGGAGCUUACAGGAUGCUUGUCUAUGAAUAUGUGGAUAACGGAAAUUUAGACCAAUGGCUGCAUGGAGAUAUAGGCGAAGUCAGCCCUUUGACAUGGGAGAUUCGUAUGAACAUAAUAUUAGGAACUGCAAAGGGUUUGGCCUAUCUCCACGAGGGUCUGGAACCCAAGGUGGUUCACCGUGACAUCAAAGCAAGCAACAUACUGCUCGACCGUCAGUGGAAUGCUAAGUUAUCGGAUUUUGGGCUUGCUAAACUUUUGAAUUCGGAAAGCAGUUACGUGACAACUCGAGUGAUGGGAACAUUUGGUUAUGUAGCUCCAGAGUAUGCUUGCACUGGUAUGCUCAAUGAGAAGAGUGAUAUUUAUAGCUUCGGGAUAUUUAUCAUGGAGAUAAUUACUGGGAGAUCUCCUGUUGAUUACGGUCGGCCACAGGGAGAGAUCAAUCUGGUUGAGUGGUUGAAGAUGAUGGUUGGAAACCGGAAAUCUGAGGAAGUUGUGGAUCCUAAGUUGCCUGAAAGGCCUGCAUCAAAAGCACUAAAACGUGUUAUUUUGGUUGCCCUUCGAUGUGUUGAUCCUGAUGCCCAGAAGAGGCCCAAAAUGGGACACAUAAUACACAUGCUGGAGGCUGAGGACUUGACUUCUCGUGAUGAACGACGAGUUGGCAGAGAAUCUUCCAGUUCCCAUUGAGAAGAUAAGCCCAUUGGGCCAAAGUUGGUCGAUAAACAAAGUGGCAGAGGUACCUCUGAUGCUAGUGAAGGGGAUGGUAGUUGGAACAUAAUUAUCCAACAGGGUGGUAAUACAGCAUUUUGAAUUUAUUAUUCGAACUACUGCAAAAUUUUGCUGCUUAUUUAUUACUUCUCUUACAAGUUUUCUGGUUCAUGAAAUUGCUAUUGUUUAUCAGUUAGUUAGUUGUUGUUCAGUAGCAUUUGUAAAAAUGAAUAAACAUAUUUAUCAUUCUUAAA